AUGGGAGCUUUGAGGAAGAUCAAAACAAAGCGCAGAACAAGGGACUACGAUCAGGUCCGAGCGGACAUUGAUUCUCCCAGGCACCUUACGCAGUAUAAAGCCACCAAGGACGCGGAGGAUCUUCCAGGUCUGGGAAAGCACUAUUGCGUUGAAUGUUCGAAAUGGUUUGAGAGCGAAUACAACCUGGUCGCCCAUACCAAGGGCAAAAACCACAAAAGAAGGUCGGUAAUCGUAAACGGCGCGAACGCCUUCUUGGACCGAUCACAACUGACUGAGGGAUGCUUGGACAGAUUGCGGAUGCUGCGUGAGGAGCCUCAUUCACAGAAAAUCGCAGAGGCUGCUGUCGGUCUGGGUACCGACAGUGGGUUGCGACAGCAGGAAACGGUCGUUGAUAUGGAGGACUAG
Messenger RNA from Aspergillus udagawae, 405 nucleotides. Its product is annotated as putative C2H2 finger domain protein. Lineage: Eukaryota; Fungi; Ascomycota; Eurotiomycetes; Eurotiales; Aspergillaceae. The record is from RefSeq and is a predicted model, not a curated record. The transcript has 2 exons. Bases 1 to 405 code for a protein of 134 amino acids.